Spea bombifrons (plains spadefoot toad) is the source of this 742-nucleotide messenger RNA. Its product is annotated as matrilin-4-like. The transcript has 5 exons. The record is from RefSeq and is a predicted model, not a curated record. NCBI's taxonomy places the organism in Eukaryota, Metazoa, Chordata, Amphibia, Anura, Pelobatidae. The coding region runs from base 252 to 734 and encodes 160 amino acids.
AGACUUGUAACAAAUGCUCAACUGGUAACAUUGACCUUGUAUUUGUCAUCGAUGGUUCCAAGAGUGUCCGACCACACAACUUCGAGCUUGUCAAGCAGUUUGUCAUAAAGAUCGUGGACAGCCUGGCCAUUUCUGCUCACGGCACGCACGUCGGCUUGGUUCAGUACUCUAGUCGGGUUCGCACGGAGUUUUCUCUCGGCCAGUUUCAAACAGCCAAAGAUAUCAAAAAUGCCGUGACGAAUAUACAGUAUAUGGAGAAAGGUACGAUGACCGGGCUGGCACUCAAGCAUAUGGUAGAGCACAGCUUCUCAGAAGAAGAAGGAGCCAGGAAAAAUAUUCCAAAAAUCGGUCUGGUAUUCACCGACGGUCGUUCUCAAGAUGAUAUCUCUGAAUGGGCUAAAAAAGCUAAGGAUGCAGGUAUUACUAUGUACGCCGUCGGUGUUGGUAAGGCAGUGGAAGAUGAGUUAAAUGAGAUCGCGUCGGAGCCAGUAAGCAAGCAUUCUUUCUACACGGCAGAUUUUGGCACCGUUAAUCUCAUUGCAGAAGAUCUGAAACUCAACAUCUGUCCAGAGGAAAUAAAGGGUGAAACGGAGAUUAAGAAUCCAUGCGACUGCGAACACCUGGUCAACUUUCAGUCAAGCACCCUAACUACGCUUGGAAACCUCGGAUACUCACUCGCUCAGCUGACAGCAAGACUUGAAAAUCUGGAAACCCAGCUGGCCAACAAGAAAUGAAGAACUUC